Molecule: messenger RNA, 1970 nt
Organism: Rhineura floridana
Lineage: Eukaryota; Metazoa; Chordata; Lepidosauria; Squamata; Rhineuridae
Gene: ANXA5
Product: annexin A5
Exons: 13
Coding region: 330-1295 (321 amino acids)
Biological process (GO): negative regulation of coagulation
Cellular component (GO): cytoplasm
Molecular function (GO): calcium ion binding; calcium-dependent phospholipid binding
Source: RefSeq, a predicted model, not a curated record
GUGUCAGGGUGAGAGCAUCCGUCGGAAAGUCAGACGGAAAGUCAGAGACCGCCUCUUCCCGGACUACCGCGCUGUAACGGAGAGUGGAUGGGUGUGGCUAUCACGGGCAGGAAGACCCGGGCUUGGCCUCAGCAGGCAGCCGGAGGGAGAAUCUGAGCCCAGGGCGUGGCAAGCAACGACAGCCGCAGACUUUUCCUCGGCGCCUUUCCAUUUCAUUCGUAGCAAGAGCAGGGAGCCGUAGCUGUCGCGUGCUUGCCUGGCUGUCCUCCGUCUGCCGAGUUUGCUCUCACGCCUCGCUUCUGUUCUUUGCCGGAUCGAUUCCCGAAACCAUGGCAAAGUAUACAAGAGGAACUGUGAAGGACUUUCCUGGCUUUGAUGCCAGAGCUGAUGCUGAGGCCCUUCGAAAAGCAAUGAAAGGCCUAGGAACUGAUGAAGAGCCAGUCCUGAAGAUUCUAACAGGCAGAAGCAAUGCUCAACGCCAGGAAAUUGCUGUGGCUUUUAAAACCUUAUUUGGCAGGGAUCUUGUUGAUGACUUAAAAGCGGAGCUUGGAGGCAAAUUUGAGACUCUGAUGGUUGCUCUGAUGAGACCUACACGGCUUUUUGAUGCCCACGCACUGAAGCAUGCCAUUAAGGGAGCAGGAACUGAUGAAAAAGUCCUGACUGAAAUUCUUGCAUCCAGAACACCAGCUGAAAUCCGGAAUAUAAAACAAGUUUAUCAGGAAGAAUAUGAAGCCAACUUAGAAGAUCAUAUAACAUCAGACACCUCUGGUUACUAUCAGAGGAUGCUGGUAGUUCUUCUUCAGGCUAAUAGAGACCCUGAUGGCCAUGUUAAUGACGGGCUAGUUGAGAAAGAUGCUCAGGAGCUGUUCAGAGCCAGUGAGCUGAAAUGGGGAACUGAUGAAGAAAAGUUCAUCACCAUCCUGGGGACUAGAAGUGUGGCUCACUUAAGGAAGGUCUUUGACAAAUACAUGACUAUCUCUGGCUAUCAGAUUGAAGAAACAAUCGACCGUGAAACUUCUGGUGCACUAGAGAAGCUGCUUCUAGCAAUUGUGAAGUGUGUCCGAAGCGUUCCUGCAUAUUUUGCUGAAUCGCUGUUUUAUGCAAUGAAAGGAGCUGGCACCAAUGAUAAUACCUUGAUCAGGAUCAUAGUUUCAAGGAGUGAAAUUGAUCUGCUGGACAUCAGACAGACAUUCAGGAGAAAUUUUGCAAAAUCUUUGUACCAUGUAAUUCAGAAAGAUACAUCUGGUGAUUACAGAAAAGGCCUUCUGAUGCUCUGUGGUGGUGAAGAUGAUUAACGUCUAUGGCGACAUGAAAGCCAGAAUCUUAACUCCUGCCUUGUGCCUCCUUCCUUUUUGUAUGGCUAUGCUAUUUGUUGGCAUUUAGAGCUGCAGCCACCUUUGCUUUUCACAUUGCUAUUAGAUGCAAUGUGUGUAUCAGUAGUAAAAUGAUAUAGUAACACUGUUGAGAUCCAUAUUAAACCCCUUACAUAGGAUUGGUGCUCCUUCCUGGGGAAACAACCUGUUUUUAAUUGAUACAGUUCUAUGUCACUCUAGUUUUGCACAAUGUAAGAUACAGGCUGCUCUUUAAAAAAAAUUAAGCUGGCUAGUUGGAAGUCAUUGAACUGGUUUCAAGCUAAGCUAGUUACAGCAUAGUCUGGAUCCAACCUUUUAUCUGUACAUUCCUAACUCAAAGAAUUUAGCAAAAAGUGCCUCUUGUUUAAAUGUAUCUCUUUUGUUUUGAAAACUAGAUUGGAAGCCAGGAAUCUGGUGUCUUUUUGUUUUGCAAAAAUAGAAGUGAAAUACAUUCCAAGAACAAAAAACAAAUUUCUUUUUAACCUGAACCAUAUUUUAGCAUCUGUAGUAAUCUGAAGAAAGCUUCUGCCUAGUGGCUUUGAAAUUGUGAACUAUGCAUGAUUUUCAUGUAUUGUAUGAUCUGGUGCUGUUAAAAGAAAUAAAAAGCCUACUAAAUGA